AUGGGGCUAAAGGAUUGCACCAAAUGGCAUCAGCAGCGGCAGCAGCAGCAGUACAGUGCAAUGGUAGAGGAACCAGAGCAAACAGUACAAAAACUUGCUCGUUUCAGGGUGCUACUAAACUUUUCACCUGGAACGAACACGAAUAGCAUUGUGGAAGCGGUGGAGAAGCUAGCAGAUUUCUAUAGCCUUUCAAAAACCGGUAUAACUGGUGAAGUAGUAUUAUGGAAACCUAUAUUGGUUCAACAAAAACCACGGAACGCAAUUGAGGCGUUAAGCCAUUGUGAUGAAGAUUUGUUACCCACUAUAUACAGUUUGUAUAAAAUAAUGGCUACCAUCCCGGUCACUACGUGUACGGCCGAAAGAUCGUUUUCUACUUUGAAGCUUUUAAAAACAUACCUGAGAAAUUCGACAUCCGAAGAACGGCUCAACGGAUUGGCUUUAAUGUUUAUUCAUGAAGAUAUUGAGGUCAAUGAAGACGAGGAUGGCUUGGCUAAACUGGGUGAGUCAAGAUCUACGGCUUUCCGACGUCUGAUGCUGCUCGAACGGCGACUGGCACGAGAUGAGGCGUUAAAGAAAGAGUACCAUACGUUUAUCUCCGAUUACAAGGAUCGUGGACAUUUAAGGAAGGUUGCUGAAGAACAUCCCGGGGCUAUUACUAGCUAUUAUCUUCCGCAUCACCCGGUAAUAAAGGAUUCAAGCACAACAACCCGCGUCAGAGUGGUUUUUGACGCAUCCAGCAAAUCAUCCACAGGAGUGGCUCUGAAUGACGUACUUCUGAAUGGGCCAGUUAUCCAGGAUGAUUUGCGCACAAUUAUCAUGCGAAGCCGACAGUAUCCAAUUAUUCUAAUCGCAGAUGUUGAGAAGAUGUUUCGGCAAAUUUUGAUGGAUCCCGAAGAUUUGUCGUUACAAAGGAUUCUUUGGCGCUUUUCACCAGACCAACCGGUAGAAACAUACGAAUUGUUGACCGUUACUUACGGUACGAAACCAGCUCCCUUCUUAGCCACCAGAACCUUGAAGCAGUUGUCUAUCGACGAAGCGGCCACCUUUCCUCUGGCGGCUGAACGGAUUGCUAAGGACGUCUACAUGGAUGAUGUUAUCACUGGAGCAAACGACGUGGAGGAGGCAAAGAUCAUCCGAAGUGAACUUGAUGGAUUGCUGCGAACGGGAGGAUUUCGGUUACGCAAAUGGAUUUCGAACAAUGAAGACGCUCUUGUAGGUGUCGCUGAAGAUAAUCUGGCUCUUCCUUUCGAGAACGAUGUCGAUUUUGAUGCCGAACGAACGGUGAAAACUUUGGGUUUGGUUUGGGAGCCUCGUACGGAUACAUUCAGAUUUAAGAUCCAAUUCGAGGAGGUUCAGUCGGUUGCGCUAACUAAACGGAAGGUGCUUUCCUGUAUCGCGAAGGUGUUUGAUCCAUUGGGGCUAGUCGGACCCGUCGUAACGAAGGCGAAGAUGUUUAUGCAGCAAAUUUGGGAGCUUAAGGAUACAGCACAUAAGGCAUUAGGCUGGGACGAUAAUCUGCCGUCAUCGUUAGUAGACUCUUGGAUGGAUUUCAAUGCUCAAUUCCCCAAUUUAAAUGAAAUUCGUAUUCCUCGAUUCGUUGUCUGUCCCAAUGCGAUUUCGUUUCAACUACACUCAUUCUCGGAUGCAUCGGAAAAGGCGUACGGUGCCUGCAGUUAUUUGCGUUCUGAAGACAGCAAAGGACAAGUCACGGCGUCGCUCAUCUCGUCCAAAUCUCGAGUUGCACCACUCAAGCGUCAGACGAUUCCCCGGUUAGAGCUGUGUGGAGCACAGCUGGCGGUAGAACUGCAUCAGAAGGUGACGAAGUCUCUCAACCUGACAUGUGAAUCGUUUUUUUGGACGGAUUCCAAAACGGUUCUACAAUGGCUCGCACAGCCACCGAAUGCCUGGACGACGUUUGUAGCACAUCGCGUCUCAUUCAUUCAACACUCUACCCAGAACUGUCAUUGGAGGCAUGUACCAGGGAUUCAGAAUCCAGCGGAUCAACUCUCCCGUGGGUUUGAUCCAGGCCAAAUGAUUGUAGAUUCAGCAUGGUGGGAUGGUCCAUUAUGGCUGGUCGCAGAUUGGAAUUCAUGGCCAACGCAAUUAGGAACUCUACCAGAAUCAGAUACACAUGAAAUGGAGAGAAGGAAAACUGUCGUAGCUGUGGUGGUUCCUGUGAAAACGUUCAACGAUUGGUAUUUUGAGCAGUUUUCUGAAUAUACAAAACUCAUCCGUGUUACAGCAUAUUGCCGGAGAUAUUUAAGAAACCUUCGCACGGGAGCAGAGAAAAGAUUACGGUCUUUACCACUUACCACCCAGGAACUAAGCGAAGCAGAAAUGUGUCUCGUUCAGCUGGUCCAGCAGGAGGCCUUUCCCAAGGAGCUCAAGGCACUUUUCGCAAACGAACCGGUUCACCGAGGAUCCAAACUUCGCUGGUUCAACCCAGUGCUUACCAAGGAGGGAAUCAUUCGAAUUGGAGGUCGAUUGGCGAAUUCUAGCAUUCCCGAAGAAACUAAACAUCCUAUGGUCAUUCCAGGAAACCAUAAAUUCUCAAAGCUUCUCGCCAGCAGCUAUCACAAAACACUCUUGCAUGCGGGUCCUCAACUCCUGUUGAACUCAAUUCGAUUACGUUUUUGGCCACUUGGAGGGCGAAAUCUAUGCCGUUUAACAACUCAUCGUUGUCUAAUGUGUUACCGAGCUAAACCGAAACUUCAACAACAAUUCAUGGCUCAAUUACCUGCACCAAGAAUCACCGCAGCUCGUCCAUUCACUACAACAGGCGUCGAUUAUUUUGGUCCUGUAUAUAUUCGCCAAGGCUACCGGAAGGGAUCAACGAAGGCUUACGUAGCGGUGUUUAUCUGCUUCUGUACGAAGGCAGUACAUUUAGAGCUGGUUUCCGACUUGUCUACUGCAAGGUUCAUCCAAGCUCUACGAAGGUUUACAGCACGGAGAGGAAAAUGUUCGGAUAUUUAUUCCGACAAUGGAACCAACUUUGUCGGUUCACGCAACAGUAUAGCAGAACUCCUUCGUAACUUAAGAGACCGCAACCACCACGAAGCAAUUCAGAAAGAGUGCAGCAACAAUGGCAUCACAUGGCACUUUAACCCCCCUGCCGCCCCUCACUUCAGCGGACUAUGGGAAGCCGCAGUACGCUCCGCUAAGAAACACUUGCUCCGUGUCUUAGGCAAUUCCUCCGUCUCUUAUGAAGAUUUUACAACCCUCCUAGCCCAAGUAGAAGGUUGUCUUAAUUCCAGGCCCCUCACACAGCUUUCGGACGACCCCACAGAUCUCCAACCGCUCACACCAGCUCACUUUCUUGUUGGAUCAUCGCUACAAGCACUUCCCGACAAGAACUAUAACAGUGUUCCAGCCAACCGGCUCUCACACUGGCAGCUAAUCCAGCAACAGCUUCAACACUUUUGGCGCAGAUGGUAUACCGAAUAUCUGUCGCAGCUUCAGGCACGAGUGAAGAAUUGGCAGCCAGCAGUCAAUAUCGAGCCCGGCAGACUUGUCAUCAUUGUCGAUGAAAACCAACCACCGAUGAAAUGGAAAUUGGCACGGAUUCACCAAAUACAUCCAGGCGACGGCGGUGUAGUUCGAGUCGUCACUCUACGAACUUCGACUGGUUACCUGACGCGACCGGUGACCAAAAUAUGUCUGCUACCACUACCGUCAGCAGAUGAGGAGAAAACUAGUAAUCAGCCGUAA
Molecule: messenger RNA, 3708 nt
Organism: Topomyia yanbarensis
Lineage: Eukaryota; Metazoa; Arthropoda; Insecta; Diptera; Culicidae
Exons: 3
Coding region: 1-3708 (1235 amino acids)
Biological process (GO): DNA integration
Molecular function (GO): protein dimerization activity; nucleic acid binding
Source: RefSeq, a predicted model, not a curated record